Messenger RNA from Paramuricea clavata, 5098 nucleotides. The record is from the annotation of a GenBank genome assembly. Lineage: Eukaryota; Metazoa; Cnidaria; Anthozoa; Malacalcyonacea; Plexauridae.
AUGAUCAAUAAAGCACAGGCCUUCGAUUCCGCUGAUCAUGGUAUCCUAUUGAAGAAACUGAAGGCUUAUGGUAUAUCAGGCAACCUUUACAAUUGGUUCACAGGCUAUUUACGUGGACGUACUCAGCGUGUUGUUGUCGAAGGUGUUGCUUCAGAAUGGUCUCCAGUCACCUCAGGUGUCCCACAGGGGAGUAUCUUAGGCCCCAUGCUUUUCCUUCUAUUCAUCAAUGAUCUCCCUGAUAUAAUACCUCCAACAACUUCAAAAGGGCUGUAUGCUGACGACACAAAGCUGUACACGGCAAUAACAUCUCGCCAGGAUUGCGAUAAUCUACAAGUAGCUUUGUCAUACGUUGACGAUUGGAGUAAAGAAUCCAACAUUAGCUUCAACACGUCUAAGUGCAAAGCCCUGACAAUAUCCCGACGUAAACAACCGAUUGUGAUAAAUUACCAUCUUGGGUCCGCAGAAUUGAUACGCGUAGAGAGCGAAGUUGAUCUAGGGAUCACUGUUACCAGUAAUCUCUCUUGGAAUAGGCACAUUACAAAACUUGUUACGAAGGCAAAUUCAACGCUGGGAUUAUUACGGAGAACUUGUCCCAUGUUAACAAAUUGCGAUGCUCGAAGAACUUUAUACCUGUCACUUGUGAAAUCACAACUAUCUUAUGCCACAGAGAUCUGGUCUCCGUAUCAGUCGCUUAACAAAAUUAGCUUGGAAAAACUACAAAGACAAGCCACAAGAUGGAUCCUCCAAGUGAAGAAAGGUGACAUUACAUACAAAGAUCGAUUGCUGGCCCUCAACCUACUACCGUUAACAUACGAUAGAGAGAUAAAGGAUUUAACAUUUUUCUUCAAGUUAUUGCAUGGAUACUACGACUUAAAUGUUUCUGAUUAUGUGUCAUUUGUUAGCCAUUGUCGUACUCGUAAUUGUGAAAAUCCUUCUCUUAUGCUUAAAGUUCCGUCGUGUAAAACAAGUACUUUUCAGUCGUCCCUCUUUAAUCGUAUCGUCCCUCUUUGGAACUGUGUGUGUAAAAGGCAGCCUCGCCUGCAGACCUUCGUAGUUUAAUUAUGUUUAAAUCGUUUUUGUCAAGAACGUACUUACAUUUAAUUACUACUAUUUUUGAUGUAGAUAUGACUUGUACCUGGUCAUUACAUCGAACUUGUUCAUGCCAUAGGAAUUAGUUCGAACAAAACAUAUGCGUAUUGCUUAUGUUUCACUCUCUAUGUUCUUUCACAUUCUUAAUUGUGAAAGAAUUUAAAGUAGUUGGAUUCUCAUUUAAUACUAAAUCCAAAAAUUCUUAAGGUGCGUUUGCACAUAGCGAUUGGUAGGGCCGAUUUGACUCAGGCUGGAUUCAGUUUUAUUUAAAUGAUAUUAAAAUACGCUGUCACAGAGUGGAUACAUGCAGAGCUGUAACUGGCUGUGGUAAGCGCUGCGGAAACUUGCGUUUUCAUGUACCCACUUUUUUUUCAGGCGACCAGGUAAAAAAAAAUUAUCAACUGGUCGUUCUCGGCAAGUUCUGUGAGCGGUUAAAGCGAACCGCCAUCCUAUGGGAUGCAUGCAUCUAGUAACUUGCCAAGCACACACACAAAAAGGUAGGUACACUAGUUGUAGUUCUGUAUAUCUGUCUACUCUGUGUUGUCAACUGAUAUAACUUUUGUCAUUUUAACAUUCGGCAAUACCUGAAAUCGGCCAACCGAUCGUUUGUGUGUAAACGUACUGUUGUGCGGUUUUAAGAAUUGGCUGGUGCUCAAGUAAUUGGCAUAUGUUUUUUCAUAGCUAUUAUUAAUGAAAUAUUUAAGAAAUCUUUACAGUUUGUAACGGGGAGUGCCUCGCAUGGGACUUUGAGUCUCGUUCAUACUCUACCACUUGGACAUGGUCCAACAAAUUGAUUUAAAUAAAUAAAUUUUCACUAUUUGUUAUAUUUUUAUAUAUAUUUUCAUAUAUUUGUUAAAAUAUAAUUUUCUAAUUCAUUUAAUCUGUCAAUUUGAUCUUUAAUGCACCCUCCUAUACAUUGUAAUUUUACUUUGUCUAAUGCCAGAUGAUCAAAACUAAUUGUUCUUUAAAACAGUGGUGUAACUUCACCCCUCCAACCACCCACCCUCAGGGUAAGUUGGACAUGGAGUACUUAGAUAAAGGUAUAAAUUAAGGAGACAACAUGUUAACCCGUUCUGCCACUGCUCUAUAUGGCUAUGUUAAACUGCCUCAAAUCUAGCUUUGGCCCACAAAAAAUGAAAAAACAAACAAGGCAAGUUGCCCAUCGGGCAAGGCAAGUUGCCCUUUGUGGCAAGGCAAGUUGCCCAUCGGGCAAGCAAGAUAAAAUGUUUACUUGUCCGUCAUGCCCUGGGCAAGUGUUAAGUUACACCCAUGUAAAAUCCCAUCAAGUGUUACCAAAUACAAAUAUAUAUAAUUAUACAGAUAUUAUAUUUCAUCACAAAGAUCUUGUCUAAAAGUACACACAAGUGACCACAAAUGACCAUGAGUAAUUUCUGUGUUUAAAACUCAUGAAAUAAUAAUAAAAACUAUUUUAAGGUGGCUCCCUAAGGUUUUUGCAUUAUACUGCACUAUAUAGUAUCCAGAAAACGCCUGUUUCUUCACUUUACAUAACAUGAAGACGAAAUUUAUUGGACUCAUUGACAAUGCUCUCCUGAACAUUGCAAUGUGCUACUUUAGUGCUGAAAGUCAUGGCAACAGCGUGCCAUGGAUAAGGCUAAAAAAUUUUCGACCAUUUUAAAAAUCCCUUAGGGAAAUUUUUUUCGACUAUUGUACAUGUCAGUCUACAGGAACGUAGCAAAGCAUCUAAAGUUGGGGGGCGGGUUGUCGGAGGAUUUUACCUGAAAUUUGAAUUUUUAAUAAAUAUUUACCUAAAGUGUAAUAAUUAUAAUAAAGCUUUUUGUGAUUAACUUGCACUGUCACACUAAGUUUCGGGAGAAAACAGGGGUUUGGGGGUCCUCCCCCAGAAAAUUGUUCCAUUUUUGAAGCUCUAGGACUGCAAUUCUAGCGUUUGCUAAAGCAAAUUUGCAAACAAAUUGAAAAUUUACAAACCAAUUUGAUGUAAAUUGACUGUAUAUUUUACAAACAUGUUUAUCAUUUCACACAUAUAAUUACUUUAUUAUGCAAAUUUUACCUGAAAAUAUCAAAAUUUUAACUGGAACUUUACUGCAUUUUUGUCUGAGUUUCACAGGUGUGUGUGUGUAUGUGUGUGUGUGUGUGUGUGAUUACAUGUCACAUCUCGCAAAAAAUGCCAAAAUUGAACCUUAAUUUCUUCCUUUUCCUUUGGUAAAUUGGUUUAAAAUUUUGCACAUUUCUUAAUAUCGGCUAAACAAGCUCAAUAUCUUUUUUUCUUAAAAUUUUAUUGAAAGGAAUAAUCUAAGAAAUGUUCCAUAGAAUUUUUUAAAAUUGGAAAAAAAUCAUUAAAGGAGAAGAUCUUUUAUGCAAAUUUUUAAAUUCUUAAAAGUUAAAACGGCUGUAAAAAGACAAAUUUUGAGCUUAAUUAUCCAAAGCACGCUUGUCACCAUGGUAACAGACUUUCAGCACAAAAGUAGUAAAUUGCAAUGUUCAGGAGAGCAUUGUCAAUGUGUCCAAUAAAUUUUGUCUUCGUGUCAUGUAAAGUGAAGAAACAGGAGUUUUCUGUAUACAAAAGUGUGGUAUAAUGCAAAAACCCUAUGGAGUUUUAUUAUUUUAUGACUUUUAAACACAGAAAUCACUCAUGGUCAUUCGUAGUCAUUCGUGGUCACUUGUGGUCAUGUCACUUGUGGGUAUUCGUAGUCAUUCGUGUGCACUUUUAGACAAGACCCACCACAAACAUGCCCCCUAAUUCUCUUUGUGAUGAAAAUGUAUAAAAUCUAUUCAUAUUUAGUAACACUCAAUGAGAUUAUCUUAAAUUAGUAUAGGAAAUUGAAUGGUUUGAGAAGUAUUAAUGAAAAAUUGUGUGCGUGUUUGGCAAAAUAUUUAUAAUACCGCGAGUUUGAGGACUUUAGUGCCAUUUUUCAUUAACGCUUCAAGUCCAAGAACAAGUGGUAAUUUCGUAUUAAUAUCCUUUUAGUCAAUUUACUGCAUAAAAAACAGAGUUUUAAUUUAAUGUUGUUUUGAAUUUCCUGCAUCAGUGAACUGUGGGUGCAGAAGUGUGCGAUUUAAACAUCAAUUGCAUAGUAUGCAAUUAUAAUGUUUAAUUUAAGUAUUUAGUACUUUUUAGACAUUUCAACCAAUCAGAAUCGUGUAAAUUGACAAAAAAUUAUAUUUAUAGAAUAGUCAGUGAAUAAAUUAACUUCAUUAUGUGUACCCUGCUUGCAGUCUUUCAGAGGUUAUGUAUGAAAAUAAUAACCUACUGUAUGCCCAUGCCAUACAUGCAAUUUUCUACUAACAGUGGUGGUGCAAAACAUCACCCCACAAGUAUGUACAGUACAUGUACAUACACUAUAUGCAUCAAUGUAUGAUGGGUUGUUUUAGAUGAUUUUGGAUAUGUACAGUUUUAUCUACUAAUAAAUUUUACUCUCAUAAUACAUGUAGAUUCGUCAUGAAUUCAACCAAGCCUUUGAAGAUAUGGAUGCAACUAAAGAAUUGAAAGCUAAGAUGUUGUCAUGCCAAAGCGCAAUUGUGAAAUAUUGUGAAAAGUUUCAACGGAAGGUUUCGUACAUAAAGAAUGCAUUACAGGGUCUUCAAUUCGCCAUUUCUCAGGACCCAGAAAAAAUUCAAGGUACUGUUUUUUUUCCCAUGACAUCAUUACAGUGCAUGUAACAUGUCUUUCCAUGACCAUGUAUUUUGGCCUCUGCAUGCAUAAUGAAGUAUAGGUAUGACUUUGUUAAACUUUAUUUUUACAGUUUGUUUUAAAAUAGCUUACUAUAUUAUUGGAAAAUAAUAUAUAGUUUAUGUGUGUUUUAAGAAUCAAUCAAGAUGGUGUCCAUCAGUCAAUUGAAUACAUAUUUUUAUCCACCAAAAGAAUACAUAUUUUUAUCAUGUAAAAGUACUGCCAGUACUUAAUGUAUAAUAAUUAUUUUUUUAUUUGACAGCUUAUGAAAUUAACAACUUUGCUUUGAUGCUACUUCCUAAACUUCUGGGGAAAAAAUCUUCAAGACAGGAGGACUGUAAAUUAAUCAAGACAUUGUGU